CCUAUUCUGCCUUUUCAGCUGUCGGGUGUUGAGUUAUUUUGUGUGAAUGUUGAUGGCAGCAGCUGUUACUGCAGCAAGAGUCUCCUGGCUGCAGCCUCCUGCAACACACACAGCUAGACCCUUUAGUCAAUUUCCGACUCAGAGCUUGGAGCUACCUCAGUCAUCCCAAGCCCUGGGCAGAGAGAGGACUGUUUGCUAACUGUGCACUGAGAGCCCUGCUCACCAGAGGAGAGGACACCUUCCAACAACCUGCAGUUUGGCAAACCCAGUCUAUCAGAGAGGGGCUUGAUCUCAGAAUUCCAUCCCACCUGUCCCUGUAGCCACCAGCUUCCUGUGCAGACCCAGAUUUUCAAAUUUUCACUAUGAGCAGAAGAGUUGUACGCCAAAGUAAAUUCCGACACAUUUUCGGCCAGCCGGUAAAAGCUGACCAAAUGUAUGAAGACAUACGGGUAUCGAAGGUGACCUGGGACAGCUCUUUCUGUGCUGUCAACCCCAAGUUUUUGGCAAUAAUUGUUGAAUCCAGUGGAGGAGGUGCCUUUAUGGUAUUGCCAUUAGCCAAAACAGGACGUGUUGAUAAGAACCACCCCAUGGUCAGUGGGCAUACAGCUCCUGUACUAGAUAUCGACUGGUGUCCCCAUAAUGACAAUGUCAUUGCAAGUGCCUCAGAUGACACCACUGUUAUGGUUUGGCAAAUUCCAGAUUAUACACCAGUACGAUCAAUAACAGAACCUAUUGUGACCCUGGAAGGUCACUCCAAGAGAGUUGGUAUAAUCACAUGGCAUCCUUCCGCUCGCAAUAUAUUACUCAGUGCAGGUAGUGAUAAUGCAAUAAUUAUCUGGAAUGUCGGAACAGGCGAGGCUUUAAUUUCCCUUGAUGAACUACAUACUGACCUCAUUUACAAUAUCUGCUGGAACUACGAUGGAAGCCUCAUCACAACUACCUGCAAGGAUAAGAAAGUCCGGGUCAUUGACCCACGCAAGAAUGAGAUUGUGGCUGAGAAAAGUGGGGCACAUGAAGGGGCCCGGCCAAUCAAAUCCAUCUUUUUGUCGGAUGGCAAAAUAUUCACCACUGGCUUCAGCAAGAUGAGCGAACGACAGUUGGCACUGUGGGAUCCGGAGAAAUGUACCCCCCACGAGGGGAUGAGACCCAUGCGCGCGAUCUUUACCAGAGAUGGAAACAUCUUUACUACUGGUUUUACACGGAUGAGUCAGAGAGAGUUGGGCUUAUGGGACCCGAGUAACUUUGAUGAACCCAUCGCCUUACAAGAGAUGGACACCAGUAAUGGAGUUCUCCUUCCUUUCUAUGAUCCAGACUCCAGCAUUGUUUACCUCUGUGGAAAGGGUGACAGCAGUAUCCGUUACUUUGAGAUAACAGACGAGGCACCUUAUGUCCAUUACUUGAAUACCUUCAGCAGCAAAGAACCACAAAGAGGAAUGGGCUUCAUGCCUAAAAGAGGUCUCGAUGUCAGUAAAUGUGAAAUAGCCAGGUUUUACAAGCUGCAUGAGCGAAAAUGUGAACCCAUUGUUAUGACUGUACCUCGAAAGUCAGACCUCUUCCAGGAUGAUCUAUAUCCAGAUACACCGGGGCUUGAGCCAGCCAUCGAAGCUGAAGAGUGGUUUUCUGGACAGAAUGCUGACCCUUUGCUGGUGUCUCUAAGAGACGGCUAUGUUCCUGCAAAGAACAGGGAGUUUAAGGUCACCAAGAAAAACAUUCUGGACAAUAAACCACCAACUGGGCCACGACGCAGCUUCUCCUCCUGUGAUUCAGGCUUCUCACGGAUCACGCUGGAAGACCUUAUGGAAGAAAUCAAAAGUUUGAGGGCGAUUGUCGAGUCUCAAGACAAACGGAUCUCGAAUCUGGAAAACCAACUGCAUGCACUUUCCAAUGGCACAGCCUGAGCCCAAAUGUGUGAAAUCACACAGUUACCCAGAAUGCACUACAAGACCCACACAUCUUUCCUUCCCAACAAGAAAAUCUUGGUUACGUUUGGCCAGAGGGGCUGGAGCCAGUACGAGGACUCCAAAAAAUAAAUAAAUAAAUGUCCCCAUCCUACACCCCUUCAUUAUAAAAGGCAUCUGCAGACACCAUGUGCCAGGAAAAGGGUUACGUGUCAGCCAGAGGGAUUGGGGGGGCGAAAGACAUUUUUUUUAAGCACUAAUAGACUAUUCCAGUGACAUACAUAUAUGGAGAGGUCCAACGGGCUGCUUUGCAUGAUGAGUGAUAUGGUGGUAACAAAGCUACUGUGUAUAUCAUACAUGCUCCUAUGGAGAGAGUAUAUUGGGACAUGGUACUUCCCAUGUAAAAGAAGCACAGAUCAUUCUCUCUCCUUCAUUGCUGUUAUAUUCGUGGGGCUUUCAUAUAUGGUAAGAUUGCCAAUGCUAGAAAUUAACAAUAGGAUUUUAAGAUAAUUUGGUCUACAAAAUGGCAACCUUCCUUCAAAAAUAUGCACAGCUUGAGCUUUAUACAUUUGUUGCAAACUCAAGUGUUUGGGUCUCUCACACAAUAUGACAUUUACACAUAUAUAAAAUAUUCAUACAGUAUUAGAAAUGUAUUUGUAUAUUAUACAGCUAUAUAAAAUGAACUCCAAAAUAAUAAUAACAAAUAGGUUUUAAAUUAUUCCCGGUGUAUUAGUGUUGUUUUUAUUUUUAUUUUUUAAAUAGGUCCCUUUGAUUUGUUAAGGUGUUUAAGAUUGUGUUAGAGGCUGACAUGUAUUGAAAUUACCUACUGAUCCCUCAAAGGGUUUUAACCAAAUGCUGUCUGGGUACCAUGAUCUGUCAUGUGUUUUGAAUGUAUUUGACGACUUUAUUAUAUUAACAUCCGUUGUGAUUUCUUUUUCAAUUGACUGACAAAAGUUUGUAUUUAAUCAUUACUCUUUCUUUACCCAAGUCUCUUUAUGGGUCUCAUUUUGUAUUCUCACAUUAUCAUAUAAAGAAUCUAGUCCCGUAAAAAUCUAGAAACUCUUUUAGUCAAACAACUCGUAAAACAGGGCUCGCAGUGAUCACCAUAUAGGCCGCCCUGCACUAGUGUUAAUCAUGCAUUUUAAAUCAUUGCAUUGUUUAAAAAAAAAUCUGUUAUUUAAAAUUAUUGUGACACUCUAUUUGACUUGUCGUGUACUGUAAAAUAGCCUUUUUUCUUUUCUUUUUUUUUUAAAAACCGGCUUCAAUGAAAUAGAAAUAUGCUGCAUUUUCCGUUGUGCCAAAGCAAAUGAAAUACAAAAAAUAAUAUAUAUUAUCUUGGUGAA
Pelobates fuscus (common spadefoot toad) is the source of this 3241-nucleotide messenger RNA. RefSeq names its product coronin 6 (gene CORO6). The coding region runs from base 363 to 1898 and encodes 511 amino acids. The record is from RefSeq and is a predicted model, not a curated record. Gene Ontology annotation, molecular function: actin filament binding. Gene Ontology annotation, biological process: cell migration; actin filament organization. The transcript is spliced from 12 exons. Lineage: Eukaryota; Metazoa; Chordata; Amphibia; Anura; Pelobatidae.